Molecule: messenger RNA, 3389 nt
Organism: Melospiza georgiana
Lineage: Eukaryota; Metazoa; Chordata; Aves; Passeriformes; Passerellidae
Gene: MARCHF3
Product: membrane associated ring-CH-type finger 3
Exons: 6
Coding region: 246-1013 (255 amino acids)
Biological process (GO): protein ubiquitination
Molecular function (GO): ubiquitin-protein transferase activity; zinc ion binding
Source: RefSeq, a predicted model, not a curated record
CGCAGCUGCUGCUCCUGGCUCUGUGCCGUGGGUUUGUCCGCUCCAUCCCCGUGUUUGGAAGGGCAGCGGAGGGUCCGGGAGCGGGAGGCCGCACGGGAUUUCACAGAUAGGUUGUGCAUCGAGCCCACGGCUUCUGUGAGGUCUCCUCUUGCCCCUAUGGACGGGCUCCAUCCAUGGCAGGGCUCCAGGCACGUCUGAGCCACAGGCUUCAGCUCUGAAAGGAUGGGGACCCGCUGCCCAGCGCCAUGAGGAGCAACCGCUGCAGCCACCUGCCUGGAGUGCCUCCAGACCAUCCCCAGCCUGCAGCCCCCGAUGGGAAGAGCCUGCCUGGCAGCAGCGGGGGCCCGGCCACCAGCUGCCCCCAGUAUGUCAUGCAGGUGUCCUCCAAGGAUGGGCAGCUGCUCUCCUCCGUGGUGCGGAGCCUGGCCGUGCAGAGCAGCCCCUUCAAUGAGCGGCCCAUGUGCAGGAUCUGCCACGAGGGCAGCAGCCACGAGGAGCUGCUGUCCCCCUGUGAGUGCACGGGGACCCUGGGCACCAUUCACCGCAGCUGCCUGGAGCGCUGGCUGUCCUCCUCCAACACCAGCUACUGUGAGCUCUGCCACUUCAGCUUUGCAGUGGAGCGCAAGCCCAGGCCGCUGCUGGAGUGGCUGAGGAACCCGGGCCCCCAGCACGAGAAGAGGACUCUCUUUGGGGACAUGGUGUGCUUCUUGUUCAUCACCCCGCUGGCCACCGUCUCCGGCUGGCUGUGCCUGCGAGGAGCCGUGGACCACCUGCACUUUAGCAGUAGGCUGGAAGCUGUUGGCCUCAUUGCACUCACUGUGGCACUCUUCACUAUUUACCUCUUUUGGACCCUGGUGUCCUUCAGGUACCACUGCCGGCUGUACCACGAGUGGCGUCGGAACAAUCAGCGGGUGAUGCUCCUCAUCCCAAAAUCUGCCCACGGCCCCUCCACCCAGCAGUCCCUGCUGGGCCUGCAGCCCCUCAAAAGGAGCUCCAAGGAGACAAUCGUGUGAUUUGGGCUGCAGCUGCACACUAAAGGAGGUUUGUUUUUCCUCAGACCCGUAGGGGUCGGGCACCCAGCACCCAGGAACGUGCAAUUUGGAUUUACAGACUGAGUGCAGAGGGAUAAACCACAGUCAGAAUUCAAGUCGUGGAUGAUGCAGGCAUCUGUGGCAUUUGCUGAGCUGCCAAACGUGUUUAGUGAGCAGGGACCCUAUGGAUUCUGCAAAUAUGUUAAUUGUUGCAUCAUCGAGUGAUGCAAACAUUUUUAUUGUUUAAAGUAUUAAACUAUGGUAAUUAACAAUGCAAAACAGGUUUAAAAAGUGCUUUGUUUUCAUGAUUUCUUGCUCCUACAGUACUGUUUCUUUAGGCAGCUGGACAGUAACCAAUAUUUAUUUCCGCUUCCUAAAGUGCAGCAAUGGCAUUUCCUCAUUUGAUUUUAUCUGCAGGUCCAUUAUACCAAUGUUUUGAUUAUUAAAAUCUGUGUGCAAUGAGCUCUACAAAUUGGCACAUUAUUUAAAUGCUACAAAGUGAUUGGAAAAUUGUAUUACCCGUUUCCUAUUUGGCAGGGAAGGUCUGACAGGAAGAUUCUUCAGUUAUGACUCUAGCAUGCGCAAGAGAAAAAUUACACAAAUUGCAAUAAUCUUCCUGUCAAAAGUAUAGUACAUAGCACUCAGGAAAAAAAAAAAAAGAUAUUCUACUUUUCCACAAAGAAGCACCACAUUCUUCAGUGAAGUGCACAUUCUGCUGGUGUGAAUUCAAACUUAGCCAACAUAUCCUGCAUUUAUACCAGGCUGAAUUUAACUCUACAGCUUACUUUUGUGUAGGGAAAGCUCUGCAUGCAUAAUGAAUGAGAUCAUCGGAUAAGUUUUAGGAAGCAGGGACACAUCUUGCAUGAAGAACAGCAUUAUUUUAAAGCAGCAGAAACUCCAGCUUGACAGGUAGGAUAUGGCAGAGUGUGUGCCAACCCUGACCUCUCAUGGUAGCACUGAGACAAAAAAAAAAAAUUAAAAAUAUUUAAUAACACAGUCUUCUGUGGAGACCAAAUGGAAUUUGGAGUGUAAAAUCAGACCUUAUUCCUGGGUGACUUUAUCUGCUUCCCCUUGGUUUUAUGCCUAAUUCAUUCAGCAAUCCUUCACUCCCAGAAGAGACACACUUAUUUUAAAUAACUAGCAAAACCUCAUUGCCAAAUGCUGCUAGAAUUAGAAAUUGAUACAGAGCCCUUGUGAACAGAUGAAUUUCUUAGGAUUGUGCAUGGAUGGCAGUACCACCAUGUGCUUUGUUUUCCAAAAAACUGCAUGAAUUGAAAAUCAAAAGGAAGACAUAGCAGGAAGGCUAAUAAUUUGUUAUUCAUAAAGUUCAAGGUAUUAUGGGUAUUUACCAUCAGACAAGAAAUUAUCUGAUGUUUUGUGUGUGCUCUGUGGGGGUGAAAAAGCUUCGUACACAAAGCCAAAUCUGUUAAAUUUCUUUAUUCUGUCUGUGGACCAGUCUAGCUGUGAGCAUGUUAUUUAACAAUGUUCUUUGUGACUGUCAGUCAUGGGGAUAGGAGAAUCAUGGGGAUAUAAAGCAAUAACAGCCUCAUUCCAAUAGAAAGGCACUUACACAACGAGCCAAGGUGUGUAGGAAAGCCAUGAACCUGCAGAUCUGUACUCAUCAGUCUGACAAGGCUGGGGUUGCUCAUGUUUGGCUGUGAAUAAAUGCUUCUCUUCCUGAGAAAACUAAACAAGGCUCUGAAGAUAAGAUCACAGUCUCUGUGAUAGCCUAAAACCUGUAAUGCUUUAUUUUUUUUUUUUUUAUACCUCUUCCUAAUGGUAAAUAAUUAUUUGGAAUGAAGACUGAACACUCACUUAUGCAGAAUUCCAGAUUUUAAACAAAUAUCUGCUGGCCAGGGGUAAAGAAAUAAAGCAAAUCUAGCUGGGUCAGGAUGCUGUCAGUGUUUUAAUGCCUACAACACAGACUUUAGGUAAGCUUUGUUCAGAACGCUAUUACCGCUCUCAAAUUCUUUGAAAGAAUUGUUAUUCUUAAUGACUGCUAUUGUUGGCUUUGCCUCAUGAAACCACAAAUCAGGGUGGAUAGGGAAUUAAGUGGCAAAACAUUCAAGAAACAUUUGUUCAAGUGAAGCUGCAAGGUCUGUGCACAGAGAUCAGCACAGUGGCUUGGCCCAGAUCAUCUGUGUUAUUUCAAUUUUUUUAAUUAGUUUUUUGGUUUUGGUUUUUUGUUUGGGUUGGUUUUUUUUUUUUUCGGUGUAAAGACAUCUUUACUUACCUGAAGAAGGCAUAUUGAAGCAGAUAGAGAGGAAAAUGCAUGGUCCAGUUCAGCACACACAUCACUAACCCAGUUUCUGUGCUUGAUGCAGCAGCACAGCAGAACUGUCUGGUGAAGUCACAGUA